GACUGAGCCUGGAGAGAGAGUGCUGGCUGUACCAUUAGUAGCUAACUUGUCAUUUCAACAUCAGUGCAGUUGAAGUAAAAUAAUCGUAUUCCAGAUUUUUAUGGAUCCUUUAGGCACAAAUCACAAAGAUGAAAAGGACACUGCUUUCAUUACAGUAGAGGAGGAGGAGGAAGAUGAAGAGGAGGAAGGUGAUGAGGAAGAUGAAGAGGAGGAAGAUAAUAGCGAGACAACAGUGAUAGACGGUGAGGAGGAAUCAGAUGACAAAGCCAAGGAGACUGAACCCCAGCAGCAGAAGGAGCAGGCCUGGGCCCCCACUACCUACUCCAAGUUUGGUAAAGAGGUGUUUUGCUACGUAGGAGAGGAGAUCAGCAUCUUUGAGGCCUUGGACUCUUACGGUGCUGUCAUCUGGCCAGCGGCGUUGGCUCUGUGUCACUACCUAGAGACCAACGUUGACCAGUUGAACCUGGUGGACAAGGCAGUGCUGGAGCUAGGAGCAGGUCCUGGCCUAGUGUCUAUUGUAGCCACACUCCUAGGUGCCUGGGUCACAGCUACAGACCUACCAGAGAUCAUAGGUAACCUGAGAGCCAACCUGCUCCGUAACACAAGAGGGCGUUGUAGGAACACUCCCCAAGCUGCAGCUCUGUCCUGGGGUCCUGACGUGGAACGCAUCUACCCUAGAUCUGUCUAUCGCUAUGACUACGUGCUGGCGGCUGACGUGGUGUAUCACCAUGACUACCUGGAAGAGCUGCUGUUCACCAUGAGAUACUUCUGCCGUCCAGGAACCACUCUGAUCUGGGCCAACAAGGUCCGCUUCAAGACAGACCUGAGCUUCACAGAGAACUUCCAGAACACCUUCAACACCACACUGCUGGCUGAGAUUGGAGAAGUAAACAUAUUCAUGGGCACGUGCCGAGAAACAGAGGAGAAACCAGAGCUAGACCCAGGAAAACAACAGGAAGAGGAGGAGGAACCAGAGCUGGUCCCAGGAAAACAACAGGAAGAGGAGGAGGAACCAAAGCUGGUCCCAGGAAAACAACAGGAAGAGGAGGAACCAGAGCUGGUCCCAGGAAAACAACAGGAAGAGGAGGAGGAACCAGAGCUGGUCCCAGGAAAACAACAGGAAGAGGAGAAGGAACCAGAGCUGGACCCAGGAAAACAACAGGAAGAGGAGGAACCAGAGCUGGUCCCAGGAAAACAACAGGAAGAGGAGGAGGAAGAACAUGUUUGUUUACAGGUGGAUGAAAAUGCUUUAGAUGAAAAGAAGGAAGAGUUUGAAGCAGAUCAAACAACUGAGAAUGAGGAAGAAGACGAAACGCAGAAGGAAGGACUGAAAGAGGAGAACAAGGACAGAGAAAACCAGGAAGACUCUCAGGAUUGCAGAGACGAUGAAGAGCAGCAGAAUUCUGCUGGCUCACGUUCUAUCUCCGAAUCAGAGCUUGAGGGUCUUGAGGAGGCAGGCACUCAGGACUCAAAUGUCCAACGGGAGGAGAGACCAGUCUGGGUCGAACAGUUUGUUGUGGAGGCAGAUAAAAUUUCAGAGGAACAAGACAACAGUUUGGACGAGGAGGAAGCUGAUGCAGAUGAUGGCAGUAGCCAAGCAUGGGAGAAACAGACGUUGGAACAUAGUGAUGAAGGAUAUGGGGAUGAUGAUGAUGGUGAUGCAGAAAACACUAACUCCCUCUGUAGCACUGAAGCCACUGACGAAGACAUUAUCGAGGAGCUGGACACCAAGGAUACAGGAGAUGCCCAGCUGGAUAAUACCCACGUCCCCUGGAUACGACUGGACAGAGAGGUCUACUUCUAUGCUGGGCACAAAAUCAACAUCGUCGAAGCAAUGGACUCCCAUGGCGGAGUGAUAUGGCCAGCAGCGUUGGCUCUAUGUAACUACCUGGAGACCAAUACUGAUGUGAUAGAUCUGAAAGGAAAGCAGGUUUUGGAACUGGGAUCAGGGACAGGAUUAGUGUCUAUCGUCGCCAGUCUACUGGGUGCCCAGGUGACGGCCACCGACCUCCCAGACGUCCUUAGUAAUCUGAGAUACAACUUGCUCCGAAACACCAGAGGGCGCUCUAAAUAUACACCUGAGGUGACAGCUCUGUCCUGGGGUCCUGAGGUGGAACGCACUUACCCACGAUCCGUGUAUCGCUAUGACUACGUGCUGGCGGCUGACGUGGUGUACCACCACGACUUAGAGGAGCUGUUGGUUACCAUGAAAUACUUCUGUCGUCCAGGAAACACUCUGAUCUGGGCCAACAAGGUCCGCCUCAAGACAAACCUGGUAUUCACUGAGGACUUCAAGAACACAUUCAACACCACCCUGCUGGCUGAGAUGGGAGAGGUUAAGAUCUUCAAGGCCACGUGUAAAAGGUAGGAAUUAUGGAAAGAAGGAUGAGGAACUACUGUCGACAUCCUGCCGACUGUAACCAAGACUGAGAGUCUUUUCUUCUUCCUCUGAGAAAUGCUUGAAGACAGAAGGCGGCCAUCUUGGCUAAUGAUAAUGGACGUUGAUGGACUACUGAUGUUGUUGUUGAUGUUUGAUUUCUACUUUCAAAUGAUCUACUACAUAUAGUGCUUUAUUGUUUACUUUGUUUUUACACACGUACUUAGAUAGUUGAUAUUAAUAUUAAAAUGUAU
Molecule: messenger RNA, 2631 nt
Organism: Oncorhynchus masou masou (cherry salmon)
Lineage: Eukaryota; Metazoa; Chordata; Actinopteri; Salmoniformes; Salmonidae
Exons: 8
Coding region: 101-2368 (755 amino acids)
Biological process (GO): peptidyl-lysine methylation
Cellular component (GO): cytoplasm; cytosol
Molecular function (GO): protein-lysine N-methyltransferase activity
Source: RefSeq, a predicted model, not a curated record